AAAUGUUAUUCAAAAGUAAUUUAUUUGCUGCUGUUUUCACUCUUUCUACUUUACCGCGUUCAUGCAGGACUGAUUGAGAGGAAAACUUAUGGUGUAGUGGAGGAUCUAGUGCAGAUAUGACCCCAUCAAAGGAAGGCAUGAUCUCCCUCAUCGACAAGACCAUAAAGCUUAGGAGGGAGGAACAGGCAAGGCAGGUUGUCCUGGCAUGGGCUGUGCUAAAUAUGUCUCUGGCUGGGAUGAUCUAUACAGAGAUGUCUGGAAAGCUUCUUAGCAGAUACUAUAACAUAACUUACUGGCCCAUCUGGUAUAUUGAACUUGCCAUGGCUUCCUUGUUCAGUCUCAAUGCGCUUUUUGACUUUUGGAAGUAUUUCAAGUACACUAUGGCCCCAACCACAAUCGCCGUUAGUCCAGAACAGCAUCAACUUCUUGGACUCCGGGGCUCAGGGAUUCAAGCCUCUCCACCUCAGAAACAAGAGAAAAAAGAAGCUCCUGUAUCAGUCCAGUCAUCGCCCCUGCAGGGACAGAAUGUACUCAGCUUUAGUCCUGCUCGACCCUCAAGCACCAGCCCCAAGUUUUCCCCCAGCUGUGUGUCUGGGUUCAGUCCACCUCUGAGCAGCCCUUCUUCAGCAGGAGGACCCUUUUCGCCCUCCAUGGCAUUUGGCAAGGUGCUGAACUAUAGUCCGAGUUCUUCUCCGUACCCAAGCAACCUCGGGCCGGCAGAAGGCACCAGUCUCCGUGCUCGUUACCGCACAUCCCCAUCCGUCUUUAAUUCACCCGGAGGUAAGGAGGACUACAUCGAUGACCUAAAGACUUUGGAGAAGUUUUUGCGUACGGAGGAGGAGAAAAGCCACCGCAGUCAAUUGGGAAGUCCAGAGUCAACAUCUCCAAGACACAGUCCAUCGUUCUGGAACUACAGUCGUUCAGUGGGGGAUUACGCACAGAGCCUGAGGAAGUUUCAAUACCAGCCGGCCUGCCGUUCACAGGCACCAUCUGCCAAUAAAGACGACACAGAGCUGGGCUCCAAACAAGCUGCUGAAGAGGUCUGGGCAAGAAUCACAACAAGUCGUGUGGUGACGGAAAAUAUUGACAGCUGGACUGCUAAGCUGAGAAAUUGGAUAAAUGACACCAUUCUAGUUCAUCUGGUCAGAGAGAUGGACUCUGUCAACAGUCAGCUCAGGAGGAUAGGCUGCCCUGAGCUACAGAUCGGAGAGGCCAGCAUCAGCAGUCUCAAACAAGCUGCCGUGGUCAAAGCCUCUGCAAUUCCCACCCUCAAUGCCAUCGUACAGUAUCUGGACGUCACACCAAACCAGGAGUAUCUUGUGGAGAGAAUCAAGGAACUAGCCCACAGUGGCUGCAUGAGCUCUUUCCGCUGGAACGGAGGAGGAGAUCUGAAAAACCGCAAAUGGGACACGGACCUUCCGACAGACUCUGCUAUCCUGAUGCAUGUGCUGUGUACAUACCUGGACUCACGGCUCCCGCCACAUCCUAAGUAUCCUGACGGAAAAACCUUUACGUCCCAGCAUUUUAUACAGACACCAGAUAAACCAGACGUGUCCAAUGAGAACCUGUUCUGCAUCCAUCAAAGUAGCACAAACCCUCCUCAUUUUCAGCUCGUCUACCAGGGACACGUCUACAGCUUGCCCAAGGGCAGAAAUAACUUGUUCCAUACCAUCCUCAUGUUCCUCUACAUUAUCAAAACCAAGGAGUCUGGCAUGCUGGGGAGAGUGAAUCUCGGUCUUUCAGGAGUGAAUGUACUCUGGAUCUUUGGGGACUGAUAUGGUCAUGUUUGCCGCUUGGAGGAAAACACUGCACAAGCCUUGAGAUGUGAUAGACUUUUUUACCUUUACAUUCUUGUGAUGUUGAAUGUUUUUGAGAUGCAUUGUACAUGCAAACUUGAUGCAAAUACAGAUUAAGCACAGAAAGUCGUUUUAGCUGAAGAAAAUGUUUUAAAAUUCGACGCUGAGAUAUUUGGAGUCAAAAUAGACCCUUGUUCCACUGAAUUUUGUAAAAAUAU
Rhinichthys klamathensis goyatoka is the source of this 2014-nucleotide messenger RNA. It is a transcript of the gene tmem209, whose product is annotated as transmembrane protein 209. Lineage: Eukaryota; Metazoa; Chordata; Actinopteri; Cypriniformes; Leuciscidae. Gene Ontology annotation, cellular component: membrane. Bases 117 to 1775 code for a protein of 552 amino acids. The transcript is spliced from 15 exons. The record is from RefSeq and is a predicted model, not a curated record.